Conger conger (European conger) is the source of this 2363-nucleotide messenger RNA. RefSeq names its product meiotic recombination protein REC8 homolog. The record is from RefSeq and is a predicted model, not a curated record. NCBI's taxonomy places the organism in Eukaryota, Metazoa, Chordata, Actinopteri, Anguilliformes, Congridae. Gene Ontology annotation, molecular function: chromatin binding; protein binding. Gene Ontology annotation, cellular component: synaptonemal complex; cohesin complex. The transcript is spliced from 18 exons. Bases 111 to 2015 code for a protein of 634 amino acids. Gene Ontology annotation, biological process: synaptonemal complex assembly; replication-born double-strand break repair via sister chromatid exchange; mitotic sister chromatid cohesion.
UCAGUGUCAUUACUACAAAUAAUUGCGGAUCAAUGAAAACGCACACUUGACUUUUUAAUUAUAUUGGUCAUCUGAACGGCAGUCCUCUAUUUAUUGAAUCUCUCAAAAAUAUGUUUUACUAUCCAAACGUUUUACAGUACCGCACAGGCUGUUUCUCUACUGUAUGGCUUGCAGCUACAAAAGCGAUCAAAAUUUCUCGGAGAGACUACCUCAAAGUCAACGUUCAACGUACAUGCGGUGACAUCAUGGAUUAUGUGUUGGUGCGGGCCCCACCCCUCCAGCCGGGACUGCCCCGACCCCGAUUCUCCCUCUACCUGUCCUUCCAGCUGCAGUAUGGCAUCAUCAUUGUCUACCACCGCCAGUGCACCAUUCUCCUGGAGGAGAUACAGCACAUCAUAGACAGACUGCUGCGCUCCACCAAGAAGCUGAAAAUUGACCUGGUUGAACCCGACAGACUGGCGCUAAAUGUUCCAGACAGUCUGUCUAUGCUGGAGGAAAGUGAGAGGGCCCUGGAUCCCUUCUUUGGGGUGCUGGGGUACACCCUGCCCAGCCCCAGUGUACUCAUGCAGCAGUGGCAGGUUCCAGAAGAAGAAUCCCCCCCACGCCCUCUGGUGGAAAGACAUGGAACACCACAGAGGGAUCGUAUCACUGCAUCCCCUGAAUCUAUCACUCUGGUGGAGAGGGAGCCUGUUGCCAUUCCUGCUGCAGUGGUGUUUGAAGGGGUGGACCUGCCAGUGGUCACGCCCAGUCAUAUGGAUAUCAUUGACAUGCUGAUGGAGCAGCAAGACCAGUUUCCUGGAGAAGUGGAGGAGAGGGAGCAAGAGAGGGAGGCAGAGAGAGCGAGAGAACAGCAGCAGACCACAGUUUCCACAGUACAGUUGGGAGUCACAGAGGUCACCCCCGAGGACCUGGCCUUGCUGCCGGAGAAGGAGGCAGGGCCUCCCGCAGAGACGCCCACAGCGCCUCCGCCCUCGCCCCCGCUGGAGACCACCCCGCUGGAGACCAGCCCGCUGUCCGUCAUUCCACUGCCCUCGUCCCCCGAGAGGGAGGGGGAGAGGGAGGCCGAGGAGCCAGCAGCGAGCAGGAGGGAGAGAGAGCUGGCGCACGAGAGGGAGAGACGGGGGCGGAAGGAGGGAGAGGGAGACACUUCUGCGGUGGAGCCGGAGCCCGCCGCUCCAGCGAGGAAGCAGCGUCGGCGGCGGCAGCUGCUCUUCAUAGACCCCCAGACUCAGAUUCCCCCGGAGGAGCUGCAGGACGCCAUACAGGAUCCACUGACUGAGACCCAGUCCCUGAAGUUGGUCCAGCCUCCCUCCAGACAAAGCGUUUCUCCCGAGGAGCUCCUGAGCAAUCCCUGUACUGCCCUUCACCCAGAUAUCCUGGAUCUGUGGAAAAAGGGUGCGUUCGUCAUGCCCCUCUUGAGUGUGGCUGCCAGGAAGAGGUUGGCAGAGGAGGAGACGGAGUUGGAAAAAGAGAGCGUGGGGGCAGUGGAGGAAGUGAGGGUGAAAGACAAGGAAGAGAGGGUAGAAGAUAAGGGAGUGAGAGAAGAAAUCAGUCCAAAAGAGGUGCCCAGAGAGUUGGCAGAGUCGGGACUGCCUCAGCCUGAAGUAUCAGUUUCCAUUGAGCUGAUGGGGGAGGUGUCCGACAGGGAUGUGUCCCACCUCAUCAUCCCAGAGAGCAGAGGGUCUCCUACAGGAGAGAUUCUCUUCCCGCUGGAGGAUAUUCCUGAGGAGGGAGUGAGGCCAGCAGAAAGAGAAAUUGAGCAGGUGCCCAUGACCAGAGCGAAUCUAAUGGGGAUGCUGUGGAGGCCCUUCCAGGAGCAGAGGAAUGUGUUGUUUCACUCUUUACUGCCCCCUCUGGCUGACCGCAGUACUGCAUCCCGCUCUUUUUCCACACUUCUCGAGUGUGUUUCUGCAAGGAUACUCAGUGUGGAACAAGAUGAACCUUAUGGCUCCAUUAUCAUUGCACAAGGGCCCCUGUAUGAGCAGGAGGGGGGCUGGGCGCCCCAUGCAGACUGAUUCGGAUGUUUGCUGAAACUCAGUUCAUACCGUCUACACUCCCAGUCAUACCGUUCUUUAGAAAUGUUGUAUUGGAAGACAUUUCUUGUCAUAAAAAUAGAUCAAAUACAGCACUUGUUAUAGUUUGAGUGUUUUUACCAUUAUGCAUUUACACUAAUUCAGAUACAUCUUAUAUUUAUGUCCGUUAGAAAUAUUAUUUUUGUUAAAGAAUGUUAAGAAUGCAAAUGUUCAGUGGUGUCGAGCUUUACUGAAGGAUGUACAAUUGUUCAAUUCUGUGGUUGCGAUUAUGUUGUAUUACAUUACAGGAAACGCAGUGUACAUUAAUAAAUUACUGGACCUUUCAUUUAA